This is a messenger RNA of Besnoitia besnoiti, 8304 nucleotides long. RefSeq lists its product as uncharacterized. The transcript has 10 exons. The record is from RefSeq and is a predicted model, not a curated record. The coding region runs from base 1 to 8304 and encodes 2767 amino acids. Gene Ontology annotation, molecular function: oxidoreductase activity. Lineage: Eukaryota; Apicomplexa; Conoidasida; Eucoccidiorida; Sarcocystidae.
AUGGCGCCUGCGUACCGGCCGCCGACCCAGAGUCCCUACACGCCCGUCUACGCCUCGCCGUUCCUCCCCGCGCCCGCGCCCGCCCUCCCUCCCGGCGCUCGACCACUUCCCAACUUCGCGACAACCUUCCCGCUGCCGUUCGCGCCGCCCCCCGCGGCCUUCUACUUCGUGCAGGACGCCCGCGGCGCCGUCGGCUUCGGCGGCCCCGGGGCUCCCAGCCCGGCGCCGCCCUUCGCGCCGCCCACGCCGUCCCACGUCUGUGCAGCUCCGGGCUUCGCCCCCGCAGCGGCCGCUUCGCCGGCGCAGCCGCGUCCUGCCGGGGGCGACGCCGAGAGGCGAGCGGAGAGGCCGCCGACGCCGCGCGCGUCGCAGGUCCUCGGCGCGCGGGCGCGGGUGCGGGUGCGGGCGCGGGAGGAGGAUCGCCGGCGCGACGCCGCGCGUGGCGGCUGCGGCGGCCGCCGCAGCCGCCACGCGCCGCCUCGCAGUCCGCCGCGCUUCGCGCCCAGCCGCCACGGCGGCGAGGCGCCCUGCGGGGGCGGCCUGCUGCCGCUGCGGGGGCCGCCCGCCCGCAGCGAGGGGCGCCGCGAGUCCGACGAGCGACGUGGCGCGCGUGAGGAGGCGGUUGGGCGUGGCGAGCGAGGAGCAGGCCGCUGGUCGCCGAAGCGGACUGCGAGAGGGCCCGGCGGUGCAGACCGUCUGCAUGCGCUCCGCUCGUUUUCCGCAGCGUCGUUGCGGCGUUCGCCUGCACGGCGUUGUCGGCAGCGAGCCUCGCCGCAUCCGCGUGAUGUUUCGACAGGCGUCUGGCGGGGGCGCGAGAGGCAGCCGUCUGUUUCGGCGCACCCGGAGGGGUCGCUGCAAGCGUCGUUCUCUUGCUGUCUUCUUCAGCCGCGCCCGGAGUCCUUGGCGUCGUCCGGCGAGUGGGUCGGCGCGCCGAGGCCGCCAUUCCCCGGCGAGCACCCGGCGGUGCCUCGCGAACGCUUCGAGGUGGCGCCGGGGCUUUCGGCGUCCUCCACGCGGCUCGCCUCCCCGCUGGCGGCCGCGCCGUCCUGUCCAUGGAGCGACCGCAGCCCCGGCGCGGAGAGUCUAGCCCAGGCGCUGUCGCCGACUGUGGCCGCGCGCGACGGCGCAGGGGGGCUGGGGCGUACCUGCGCCGCGUCGCUGCGGAGCCUCUCGUCGCUCUCCUCCUCGGUGAUCUCCGAGGACGCCGCUGCUGCGGACGGCGGCGAGGCUCCGGACGAGAUUGGGCUCCGCCUGCUGGGCGCCUCUCCCCUGCGAUCGCCCGUCACGUCUUCCGCCUCGUCACGCGCGUCUUCGCCGCGCUCUUCGCCGUCCGCCUCCGUCGCCGAGGCGCCUGCCUAUGCCUUUUCGACUCUCGCGUUCUCCGCUCCCUGCCUGGAGUCCUCGCCGUCGCCUGAAGGCCCUUCCGCCGCGUCGUCGCUCGUGCCGCCAGCCGAAGUGAUUGUGUUGUCCGAUGGCGAGGAGGGUCCUGCGGCUGCGGCGGAGAAGGACGCGCCCGCCCCGCCCUCGAGCCAGGGCGGAGAAGCAGACGACAAAGCCUCCCCCGCGGAGCCGCGGGGCGGUCCAGCGCCACGUGCCGCUGCGAGUCUGGAGAGGCGCACGCGCGCGCGCGACGACGACGCGGGCGCGCACUCGUCAGCCGAACGCCGGAUCAGCCGCCGCGGCGGCGGCAGAGGAUGCGAGAGAGAGUCGGCGACGUCGCUGUCCUCCCUGUCGCCCUCCGUGGAGACCGACUCUAGGCCGCCACGCAGGUCGCUCCGCGCCCUCCGUUCCUCCUCCUUCUCCUCCCGAAAGGCCCGCGAGGACGCCGUAGCACUGCCCACCGCGCCCGCGCCUUCCCCAUCGUCGCCGUCGCCUCCUUUGCCGCGCUUUCCUGCGGCGUUUCUGGCGCGGGCGCUGCCGGCCGUCUCGCCGCUCGCUGAGGCGUCGCCGCCCCCGCGCGUGGGGUCGUUCGGGGCGCCUUCGCUGCCGCGCCUGGAGUCGUGGCAGACGUUUCGCGCGCUGCACGUCUCGAGGCCAGUGGAGGCGAAGCGCCGGCAGACGUUCUUCCGCGGCCGGCGCCCGCGCGACCUGAAGGUGGCGAUCCUCGGCGCAGGCAUGUCAGGCAUCAGCGCCGCGCGCGAACUGCGCGACGCAGGGGUGAAGUCCGUCGUCGUCUACGAGGCGCGCAGCCGCGUCGGCGGCCGCUGCUGCAGCGCCUCCGUGGCGGCCGAGGCGCCCGCGCAGGGCCCCCCGGCGGAGACCCGAGUGGAACCCGGCGGCUGGGGCGGCGGCGGCGGGGGCGGCGACCGCCCCGAGGCGGGCCUGGCGGUGCAGGCUCCCCCCGCUCGACCACAGACUGCAGGCGCGCUGAAGGGCGAGCUGACCGUGGAAAGCGAAGAGCUAGACGCAGACAACGCAAGCGGAGCCGGCGCGGCCGCUGCCGCCGCGGCCUCGGCGGCGUCUGCGCCGGCGCGCGCGUCGUGGUCGCCCGCAGGAGCGGCGGCUGCGAGUUCGGCGGGCGCUCCAGCGGCGGCGCCCGUCGCGGCCGAGUCGGUCAUCCCUGGUAUUGAUCUCGGCGCGUCCUGGAUCCACGGAAUCGACGGUAACCCGGUCUACGCGAUCUGUCUGUCCCACGGGCUCCAUCCCUUCGGCGCCGCGCGGGGCGGCGGCCUCGAGGAGCUGCCGCCGCCCCGCGCGGCGGGGACGGAGGCGGAGGCUGCGUCGCUCGCGCCGGCAGGCGCGGAGGCCCGCGCGGACGAGGAGGAGGAGGCGGAGGAAGUCCUCUUCGAUGAGGCGACCGGCGAGCGCGUCGACGUCUGCGUCGACGCGUGGGCCUACGCAACCCACCAGCGCCACCAGAAGGAAGCAGAUCUCUCGAUGCGGCGCGAGGAAGAGCCACGCGGCGGCCGCGUGCUUCGCGGGGGGGCGCCGGACGCUUCGCACGCCGAGCAGCGCCGCCUCCUUCGUCUCUCUCUCGGCGAAGUCCUCAACGCCAAGAUGCGGCAGGCCGUCCGCGAGCGCAGAGCCGCUCAGACAGCCCGCCAGAAGCGCGACGACUGUGCGGUGGAGGCGGGCGCGCCUAACAAAGAGGAAAGGGCCUUGCAGAAAGAGGACGAAUCGGCCACUCAGAACGAAGAGGAAGGCGUCGCGCAGGAGGGCGACUCCGUCGAGAGCCGGCUGCUUCUCUGGCACUUGAACAACUUGGAGUACUCCGCCGGCGCUGACGUCGAAGACCUCUCCAUGGUCUGCUGGGACCAGGACGAUCUCACGGCCUUUCAGGGGCAUCACGUGCUAAUCUGGGAAGGCUACAAGGCCGCGGUAGAGGUUCUGACGCGAGACUUGGACAUUCGCUUCCGACAUGUCAUUUCGAAGAUAUCCUACGACGACACCGGCGUCGUGCUGGCCUUCGAGAACGGCGAUGUCUCUCCCCGAUUCGAUUUUUGCAUCAUCACGCUGCCUCUAGGCGUCCUGAAGGCGUCGGUCCGCGCCUACGAGGAGAGCCUCGAGGCGCAGCCCUCGGCGGGCGCAGAGGCGCAGGCCGGCGCGGGGACUGGCGCCGCUGAAGAGGGACACUCUACCGAGGCGGAGACCGACGAAUAUAGCCGAGGCGCUGUGGAGCGCGGACGUGAUGGAGCGAUGGCUGCGGAGUCCGCCGAGGCGACAACGGCAGACUCGAGGCGCGGCAACACACAGGCCGCGCCCGUGGCGUCAGCGGACCCGGCGCCCAACUCCUCCGCGCGUCCAGAGAGCCUCUCGCCGAGCGUCGCCUCCCCGACCGACUCUGCGGAGCGCCAGUUCUCCGACGACCCGGACGAAGGCCUCUCCUCUCCUCCCUCGGCUGCAAUCUCAACUGCUGCAUCGCCCGCGGCUGCAUCGCCCGAUGCUGCGUCGCGCGAUGCAGCGUCUGCUUCCUCUGCUGCGUCGCCCUCUUCGAUCAGGUCCGAGGCGGGCGCGGGCUGCGAGCAGGAAGUGGAAGACGGUGAGGCGCUCGAGGGGAGCCGCGAGACUGUGGGGAAGCAGAAUGUGGGGUCCUGGCGGCCUCAGUGUCCGGAGGGGUCUCCACCCGACUCGGCGUCGUCCGUCUCGACUUCUGGCUCGCCUCCCGCGGCUUCGCUUUCGCCUCCUUACGCGCACUCCUCGGUUGGCUCGCUCUCGCCGCUGGCGGCUCACCCGACGGCCGAGGCCGCGCCCUCAGGGCUGCCUUUGGGUGCGGAGACGACGGGCGCAGAGGCGAGGGGCGCCGCCGAGCCGCGGAAGGCCGCAGGCGACGAAGGGCUCUACGACGCGCUGCACGACGUGCCAGUGAACUUCAAGCUGCCCGCCGAUAUUCUGCCGUUCCUCCUGCCCGCGGGCGCGCGCAGGAAAAAGAGGAAGAAUGCGAGCUGCGAGGAAGGCCGCGUCGGACUGAUGCCUGAGCGCGGCAGCGAUGGCGGAGAAGAAGGAAGCAGAGCGAUCUCGGCGGCCGACCAGACGCUCAUGUGCGACGGAAAGAGCCUCGGCAAAGAGUUGAAGGCGGAGGCAAUCGAGACACGGAAGAGCGGUGCCCAUGGCAACGCGUUGCCUGGUCAGAGCGACGGCGACGCACACGAGUGUGAAAGGGUCACGUGCAGAGGAAUCAAAACGGAGGACGCUGCAGAAUCGGCGGAGCCACGGAGCGUGGCGAGUGCGUCUUCGUCUGCUGCAUCGCGUCGUGGUUCCUCCUCGCCUUCGCCUUGCGUGCCUCCCCGCGCCACCUCGUCGCGCUCCGUCUGUGGGCCCAACUCGCCCGACUCGCCCGCCGCACCCCCCUGCACCGCGCCAUCACCUUCAUCUUUUUCUCCGUCGUCUUCGCCUUGCUCCCGUGCUUCGUCUGCUUCUGGCUGUUCGUCUGCUGUUUCGUAUUCUACUUCUGCGGUCGCGGCUCUGUCGGGAGCGGCGCGGUGGCGCUGCCUGUCGGAGGCGCGCUGCGCGAGUUCGCGGGGUCUUGUGGCUUUCGAGCCGCCGCUGCCUGAGUGGAAGCGGGAGGCCGUGAAGCUGGUAGGCAUGGGCAACAUGAACAAAAUCGCUCUCGUCUUUCGCACGCCCUUCUGGAUUUACGAAGACGAAGAGGACUCCGAAUCCGACGCAGCGACGCCAGAAGGCCCGCCGGCGGACGCGGGCGGCGACGCGCAGGCGGCGAGCCUCCCGCAGCGCGCCUGCGUAGAGCCAGCGGUCGAGCCCGCAGCGAGCGUGGGGGGGAACAGAGAGACGGCCACAGCGAGAGCCGACGCGGGCGGAGAGCGUGAGGGACGCGAGGCCGCAGAGGACGAGGCAGGCGGGGCGGCGGAGGUCGACGCCAGACCCUGCGCCGGCAGAGACUCGCCAGAGGCCAGCCAGCAGACGCCAAUCCCAAGCGCGCCUGCAGCGGGAGCACGGAGCAAUGGAAUCGAGAAGUGCGAGGAAGAGGACGACAAAAAGUCCCUAGACGAUCCCACAGAGGCGUGCACACUUCUUCUGAAUGCGAAGGAAGAUCGUGGGGAAGGCAGCCGCGCCGAAAACCAGACACAAUCAAACGGCGAGCCGGAAGGCGUCGACCAUGCCCGGGGCGACUCGGGUGGAGGGCCGGACUCCACUGCCUCGUCUCUCCACGCGCCCCUGCCUGCAGCUUCGACGGGUGUCUGUCCUGCGUUGACCUCGGCGUCGCCGCCUUCGCCCUGUCACGCUUCUUCGCCUUCGCUGUUUUCGAUUUACUCUCAGUCAGGCUCGGAUGCGUCGGGCGUGCCUCCGCCGCUGUCGCCGCACUCGCCCACGGCCUCGCCGCCGCAGGCAGAGACCUCCACUCUCUUUUUCUCGGCUUCCUCGUCUGCCUUGCAGGCGCCGGCGUGCCCAGCCCUCGCCGCAGAUCCUCCCCCCGCCCUGCCGGUGCCCUCUUCCUCGCUCGCUGCAGAGGCCGCCCCUCGCGCCGCCGCAGCUGCCUCUGCGGCGGACUGUGGAGCCUCGUCUGCAGGCGCCUUUUCGCCGACCUUUUCGGUUUCCUCUUCGUGCCUGAGGCCGCAGACACGCCUCGCCCUGAGGCGGUCGGAGCACCUCAAGAGCGGCAUCGGCGGUGGCGGGCGCGGCGCCGAGCGCGGCGGCGGCCGCAGCGGCCGGGGCCGCCGCGAGGAGCGCGCAGAGAGCGCGCGGGAGAAGUCGGGAAAAGUCGAAAAAAAUGCGCAGACACUCGCCGACGGAGGCGGCGACCGCGGCAGCAGUGCGGCGAAGGAAAAGGGGAGAAAGAUGCGCGGGCGAGGCACAGCGGCGGGCGCCGCAGCGACCUUUAGAGAGGGUUCAUGUCUGGACGCAAGUCGCGACGGAAAUGUGGAAAGCGGGAAGAAGAAAAGGAGAGCACCCAUCCCCAGACAGAGAGGAUGGGCCUCGAAGGAAAAAGGGCGCUACGCGCAACUCGUCUACCUCCACCCGAAGCCGAUCAUCCUCGUGCUGGUUCCUGGCGCCUUUUCGUUUCUGUCGGAGAAGCAGCCGAAGGAGGCGCUAGUUGCCGAGGCGCUGCGCGUGUUGAUAAAAAUUCAUCGCGGCCGUAUCGAGGCGCCAGUCAAGGCCUUCGUCUCGCGGUGGGGGAGCGACCCCUUCGCCAGAGGCAGCUACUCCUACCUGCCGCCGGGCACGACGGGACGCGAUUUUGACCUUCUCUCGUACCCUGUGCAUCACCGGCUUCUCUUUGCCGGCGAGCACACCAUCCGACCCUAUCCGAGCACCGUCCACGGCGCGUGUCUGAGUGGGCGGCGCGAAGCCACGCGCAUCUUGGACUGGGUGACCGGCUUGGCGGAGAAGCACGCACUCCUCAAGUGGUUUCAAAACGUCGAAGAAGGCCUAUGGUUCUCGGUCGACCUGAACGAGAUGGACGCCGCCGCCGGCUACUUCGAGGACUGCCUCGAGGGCCCCACUGCCGGCGAGAGAGACCAGUGGUUCGCUGCCGGGGUGCGCUGCGCGUUUUGCGGGGAGCCACAGACUUUCCAGCGGCCGUUCAUCGGCUGCGUGUCGCUGCCAGUGCCUCGCGGCGCGCCGGCGUCUGGGGAGGGGCGAACUGGGGGGGCGGAGCUCGCGUUGCGCUUCGCCGCGCACGAAGACUGCUGUUACCACACGCCAGGCGUCGUGAGCGACAACGAAGGCAGCCGCUGGUUCAACGUGGGGCGCGCCCUCCUCGUCGCCGGCGCGCGGCUCUGCGCCUGCUGCCGCCAACCGGGCGCCAACAUCCCCUGCGCCGCGCACGACUGCGACCGCGCCGUCCACCUGCCCUGUGCCCAGCGAUGCCUCAACUGGCCUCGGUACAGCCAAGUCGAGCCGGUCUACCCGCUCUUCUGCCCAGCGCACCAGCAUCUGCUUCCGCGACGGCGGGCGGCGAAGCAGAGGCGCGUCUUGCCCUCCUGUGCUGGAGCGGCUGCGGCUCUCGCAGCGACCGCCUGUGACGGCGAGGCGGAGGAGCGACCCAGGCAGAGCGUCACAGCCGCGGGUGCGCGCGCGUCAACCCCCCUGGCCGCGGCUGCGGCGGUCGUGUCGCCCCGCGGGGACCCGGCGCGGAAGAAGGAGGAUCGCCGCGCGGCGGAGGCGCGGCGCAGCGAGGACGAACGUCGGCAGGCUGAGGCGCGCAGGACCCGGGAGCGCGUCGAGAUCGCGACGAGCUCGUCCGUGUCGCUGGCGGCGUCGCUCUCGCUGGCCUCGGGGCUCCGCUCCCUCUGGACGCUGCCGCCGCGUGCCAGCCAAGAGCGCGGGCGGAAGGCGCAGCCCCCGGUGCCCCGGGAGACGCCCCCCGCGGGAGCGCAGGACGACGUGCUCAUCAUCAUCUCCGACGACGACGACGACACAUCGGAGAACGUCAAGUGGCUCAUGCGCGCACCUCACCGAAAGGAGUCCAGUGACCGCUCGCUUGGCUUCCGCGAGUUCGACUGCGCGGCCGCGCUGUCGUCCUCUUCGCUCUCCUCGGCCUCGCUGCUGUCCUCUCUCUCUGCCUCGCUGGCCUCGUUCGCGUCUUCGAGGAAGCGCGUGCGCUCGCUGUCGCCGCCGGUCGGCGCCUUCGGCACCAAAGGGGCGACGCUGCCUGCCGCGAGUCCCCCCGCGGCGCGGUCCGCCCCUGCGCGGCCCUUCCCGCUGAUGCCUCUCGAGGGGCGGGACCCGCGGAGCCUGUCGGUCUUGGAGGCGCGGAAGAACUUCACCUUCGAGCUGCACAGACUCUUCGGGCGCCUGCAGCGCGCGGCUGGCGCCCUACGCGAGCCGAGCGGGGUCGCGCGGAAGCGCCCGCGAAGCGGCUGCGAGGAGACAAACGACAAAGAAAAGACGGCGACUGGGCACUAG